Messenger RNA from Alternaria atra, 435 nucleotides. RefSeq lists its product as uncharacterized. Bases 1 to 435 code for a protein of 144 amino acids. The transcript has 2 exons. Lineage: Eukaryota; Fungi; Ascomycota; Dothideomycetes; Pleosporales; Pleosporaceae. The record is from RefSeq and is a predicted model, not a curated record.
AUGGGCGGCAGACUUUCCAUGCCCAAGGCCGCCGAUGGCAUGAGCGAAACCUCCAAACCAACUUCGGCCAAUGCAGCAGCGCGCCUUACGCGGGGUCGAGGUAUCAUCAAUGGCCGUACCAUCAUGGCGCCCCUAGCCGCCCUCACCAUGGCUGGCCUUCUCUUCGUAUACGCCCGAACCUCGAUACGCGCAGCGAAACUUAACGCCCAAAGACAUCGAGAAGCAGACGGUGGACAGAUCAGCUGGCACAAGGAGAGUAUGAGGCGGCACGGUCAGAUGGAGAGGCUAGACGAUGAUAGAGGGACGUUUAGUGAAGCGCUUAUGGGAGACAUUCGCAAGAAGAAACAGCAAAAGGUCGACGAGAACCAGAAGGCGCCAAUAGAGAGAUCCGACAACGACGCUGAACUGAGAAAGAUUAUGGGAAAGAAAGACUGA